AUGGAUUAUUCCCAUCUACACACCUAUGCGCCUCCCCAGUAUGUUCCAGAAAAUACUGGGUACACGUAUUCUUUAAGCUCCAGUUACUCUUCAGCUGCAUUGGACUUUGAAAAUUUGCAUAAGUUGGAUCCAGUGUUUGAUUCUCCAAGAAUGUCACGGCGUAGUCUCCGUUUAACGACUACAACAACCAGCUUUCCCGAUGAUCUCCACAAUGAAAGUAUUGCCUCAAACAUCUCCUAUUCUGGAGGUGUCUCUGAGAGAUCGCUCAGCAGGUCUUCGAGACAGCAGCAUAACACCAGCAGACAAUCCUCAAGCAGCCGUCGUUCUGCAUCAUUGAAAGCGGUUUCAAAUACAUCCUUACAAAGUAGCUUUAGCACUCAUGUCUCUGAUGCCUCCAUGUUGUCCACUGUGCUGGAUGAAUCCUCAAUACGAGAGCAGACAGAAGUGAAUCAUUUAUGGGGUCUUGACGAUGAUGACCCAAAAGCUGGGGACACAACGGUCAUUCAGGCCAAUGGAGAUGUCUUCUCUACAGAAACACAGACAACCUUAAUAAAUGGUUACACUUGCAAUGACUGUAGCAUGCUGUCUGAAAGAAGUAAUGCCCUCACAGCAUUCUCGGCAACUCACACGCCUGCUUUGUCCACGUACACAACAUCUACUAAAGUAUACACUCGUGACAGGAGCCAGAAGCACAAAUCAAGAGAAUUGCCUUACUACGCACAAAGGACAAUGGUAUUGGCCAAAAGUUCUAUGGCCACAAUGGCAGCACUGCUUGUGAGAAUCUUUCAUAUGGUCAUGCUGAAGCUUGGUUAUGAACAAAAAGCUCACUCCAAUUACUGUGGAAGUAUGAAUGUGGCAGACUAUCAAACUGAGGAUGGACACCUCCAUAUAAAUGGAGAAUCUAUAUGUGACGACUGUAAGGGGACAAAACAGCGGGAAACUCACAUCACCACUGCGCACACACAGUCCUCAUCAUGGGCUGAAAGGGUGACGGGAAAGUUGUGGCACAUCUUUUCUUACACAGGUUAUUACUUAAUGCAAGCUGCGCGCAGUACUGGAGCUGCUGGAUGGUUUGUAUCCAGGAAGGUGUUGUCGUUUCUUUGGUUGGCCAUUGUAUCACCAGGAAAGGCUGCAUCUGGAAUAUUUUGGUGGCUGGGCACAGGCUGGUACCAGCUUACUACACUCGUCUCCUUGCUUAAUGUAUUUCUUCUUACUAGAUGCCUUCCAAAAGCAAUCAGAUUGUUAUUCCUCUUGAUCCCCUUACUGCUGCUAUUGGGUCUCUGGUGGUGGGGCUUUGAUGCCUUGCUUGCCAUGCUCCCAGCACUCAGGGGAUUUACAUCAUAUACAACACAAACAGCCGAAGAUCCUAUUCCUAGCCUGAAGCCAGUGUCCGAUAUAUAUGUAUCUGACCAUGACAAGAAGGAAUUGAACUUUCAAUAUGAUGCUCGAAUGAAGGAGAUGGAAAAACACUUUGGGUUAAUAACUGCCCAUCAUAAUCAUCAUUUGGAAGAUUACAAGAAACUGAAACUUCUGGUUGUGGAUAUUAAAGAACAGAUGGGACAGAGAAGUGACCAGGGUCAAAUGUCAAGUGUAAUUGCCAGCCUUCUCGACGAGAGAUUUGCCAAAAUGAAGUUGGACUUGCAUGAAAAAUCUAUUGCUGAGGACUCCAUGCGGUAAGAAUCACGAAGCUCGCAUCUUGCACCUGGAAGCUUUACUGACCAAACUGUCAGAGGCCAUUGAUGAAGACCGGAAGCGCGUGCAGACUAAUGCUAGUGAAGGUGAAAUUCACGAUCAAAGUUUACUUAGAAAAAGGAUUGAAAGACUGGAGGAAGAAUUUGCAGCAUACAAAGCAGAGUUCCUUAACGGACAGACAGCGAAGUCUAGCUGUGAUCUGCCAGACUGUGUUCUUCAAAAGGUGGAUGCCAGAGUUAGAGAAUCUGUCCAAAUGAUGUUUGGAAGUCAGACACAUCUGCCAGAGUCCUUGCUACAGUGGAUUUCCGCAAACUAUGUUAGUAAUGUAGAUCUUGGUACCAGAUUACAAAAACUAGAGCUCCAAAUCUUGAAGAAUAUCACUCACCAGAUGUCAAUCACAAAGAAGGUGGCAACAGCUAAAGUAGUGGAAGGGGCAGUAACUGGAAGUGUAUCUGGUAUUUCGGAGGAGGAUGCACGUGUUAUUGUGAAUAAUGCUUUGAAGCUUUACUCUCAGGACCGUACUGGCAUGGUGGAUUUUGCAUUGGAAUCUGGAGGUGGCAGCAUCUUGGGUACUCGUUGUUCAGAAACCUAUGGAACAAAGACAGCACUCCUAAGUUUGUUUGGAAUUCCAUUGUGGUAUUUAUCUCAGUCUCCCAGAGUGGUAAUACAGCCUGACAUGUAUCCUGGGAACUGCUGGGCAUUUAGAGGUGCUCAAGGAUAUCUGGUUGUGCGACUAUCAAUGGCAAUUUUACCAGCUGCUUUCUCAUUAGAACAUAUUCCCAGAUCUCUCUCUCCCACUGGAAACAUCACAAGUGCACCCAAGGAUUUCGCUGUAUAUGGGUUGGAAGAUGAGUAUCAGGAAGAUGGGACACUGUUGGUUCAGUCUGUGUAUGAUGAAGAGGGAGAGCCUCUACAGACUUUCUAUGUGACGGUAGAAAAUGAGAAACCCUUCCAAAUUGUGUGGAGCUAAGAAUCCUGUCCAAUUGGGGUCACGCAGAUUACACUUGUCUUUAUCGUUUCCGAGCUCAUGGAACCCCAGUGAAGUAA
Messenger RNA from Staurois parvus, 2739 nucleotides. NCBI's taxonomy places the organism in Eukaryota, Metazoa, Chordata, Amphibia, Anura, Ranidae. The record is from the annotation of a GenBank genome assembly.